ACCGACGCGUUGUCAAACAAGAUUGUCCUUUGCUCCAGUUUGUCAUCAAAUCUUCAAACACUCGGAGAAAACAAAGAAAUAUCUACCUGAAAAUACCAUUUCCCACUUUUUGCAAUCGAAUAAUGCAACGAUUAAAGCUAAUUCGAAAACCGACCCAACAACAACAACAACAGCAACAACAACAACAGAAACCAGCUGCUUCCAAACUAACGAAAUCGAACACAAUCGCACCGGCACACUGUCCCCAGCCGGACUGCGACCAGAUCCUUCUGGCGUCGAACUUCCUGCAGCACUAUCUGCGCGACCAUUCGCACCUUAACUUUAUCGCCAUUGAGGACCGCGAAACGAUGCUGUUUCAGUUCGAGGAAAGUGCCUUUCCGCUGAACGAACCAUUCUGUCUCGGUAUUCUAGCGUACGGGGGGCGUGAACCCUGCCGGCCGGAAAACAGACCCGCCGCGGUGGGCUACGCAACGGAGAAUCAAUUUCUCCCACAGCAGUACAAAUAUCUGAAGGACUUUCUGCCGGUGCUGGUGAUGGGUUGCCGCACGACACGGUUUCACGAGGAGGUGGCGGUAGAAGUACAUCAGCAGGGUGAAGAGCGGAAUGUUUCGUUAGUGUUUUGGCUGCUGACGAUGAGCACAAGCGUUCCGUUGCUUGGGUAUUUGUCCGUGAGCGAUGUGCUGUUGCGUCAUCGGCGAAGAAGUAUGGUGAAGUUGCGCGAGCUGACGAACUCGAGCUCGGAAUUUCCGGGCAUCGGAUGUCUGUCGAAGGAAUGGAACCUGCUGCAGCUGCAGCGGAAGGAAAUCGAUGUUCUAUCGCACGGAGGGACAUCGUUGAUAAAGCUGGAAGUCAUGAUUGAUGGACCAUGUUAGAUAAUAAAACAAAGGAUUGAU
Molecule: messenger RNA, 893 nt
Organism: Anopheles arabiensis
Lineage: Eukaryota; Metazoa; Arthropoda; Insecta; Diptera; Culicidae
Exons: 1
Coding region: 123-872 (249 amino acids)
Source: RefSeq, a predicted model, not a curated record